ACUCUGAUGAAGAGCAACGUGCACUUCUUUUGUUGUUUUCUUAUUGGAAUAUGGAGGAAUUGGCAGCUUCAAAGAAUUGGACGGAAGAGGAGCGUUUGGAGCUGGCUGCAAAGCUCGAUGCCGAGUUGGAUGCAUUUAUUGAUGGCCUGGAAAAGAAGCGCUAUGAGGAAGGCUGGCCCGAGGAUCGCUGGCAAGAGGAAAUGGACAAGCAUCCGUUCUUCAUGAAACGUGCUCCACAGCCUGGCGAUGAAGUGCAUCCGAUGUUCGAGGGUCUGCAGAAACUAAAAUAUGAUCCCGAGGAGAAUACACGCGAAGAGUUGGCCCUGAAUUACAAAGAAGAUGGCAAUUUCUAUAUGAAACACAAGAAAUUUCGCAUGGCUGUCUACAGUUUCACCGAGGGCAUCAAAUCCAAGUGCGAGAAUCAGGAUGUGCUGGCCGUUUUGUAUAAUAAUCGUUCGGCUGCUCAUUACUUCAUCAAGAACUAUCGUUCAUCGUUAAGUGAUGCCCAGAGGGCUUUGUUCUAUAAACCAGAUUACACCAAGGCACGCUGGAGGGCAGCGCAAUGUGCCCAUGAACUGGACAAGUUCGAUGUAUGCACACAGUUAUGCGAGGAGCUGCUCGAAGUGGACAUUGAUCACAAGGAGGCUAAGGCUCUGCUGCAUAAAAAUAAAAUGAAGAAGCUGGAAGUGGAACGCAAUCAGCGCAAGGAACUGGCGGAGGCCAGGCGCCGGGCAUCACGGUUACAAAAACUAAAGGAUGCCGUGGAGCAGCGUAGCAUUAAAUUCGAUGAUCAGCGUCUAAACAAAAAGCUUGAUAUAACCGAAGAAUUGCUACGUCCCAAAUUCCUGCCACUAGAAGACUAUCCCGUCCAUUUAGAUGAGGCUGAUGGUUCGACUCUUAUUUGGCCAGCUGCCUUCUCCUAUCCAGAAUUCCUUUUCAGUGAUUUUCAGCAACAAUUGCCAGAGACCGCUACCAUGUUGGAUUGCCUGCAGACGCUAUUUGCCGAACCCCUGCCAUGUGAUAAGAAUCAAGAGUAUCGUGUGGGCAAUGUCAAUGUGUACUAUGAGAACCGUAAAGUGGGAUGUGUCCACAAAGUGGAUAUGACAAAGACUCUGCGAGAGUUAAUGGACGAGAAGAGUUUCUUUGUCUCGGGUGGCUCAUUACUCUUCUAUAUAGUGCCUAAGGAUUCUCGUGUGGAACAGGAAUUCAUCCAUCAGCCAAGGAGGCCAAUGGUCUACAGUUGAGGGGGGUUCAAGGAUUAAUAUAAUAACAAAAAAUUAAUUUCCAAAGGAAAA
Drosophila willistoni is the source of this 1295-nucleotide messenger RNA. It is a transcript of the gene Dpit47, whose product is annotated as DNA polymerase interacting tetratricopeptide repeat-containing, protein of 47 kDa. The coding region runs from base 51 to 1244 and encodes 397 amino acids. Gene Ontology annotation, molecular function: Hsp90 protein binding. The transcript is spliced from 2 exons. The record is from RefSeq and is a predicted model, not a curated record. Lineage: Eukaryota; Metazoa; Arthropoda; Insecta; Diptera; Drosophilidae.